AUGCACAUCGCAAUUGGAGGUCGGGGGCGGCUCAGCCACAUCACUGCCGGACCCCCACCACCGUCAGACCCAAAUUAUAUCCAAUGGGAACAAAGAGAUGCCAUGGUCAUAGCAUGGAUAAUUGAAAACAUAGAUGGAGAUAUCGUAAAUCAAUUCCUGGACUACACAACAGCACACAGCCUAUGGCAAGGGAUUGAAACUCUUUUAGGAUGUGGUCGGGACGAACUGCAAAUUUUUGAUUUGAGUUCAAAGGCAGCGACAUUAAGGCAGGACAAUGAUACUAUCGAAGGAUACUACGGUAAACUCAACAUACUAUGGAAAGAAAUUGAUCGGAGAAUGCCAAAUCCAAUGACAUGCCCACAGGAUAUAACAGAAUUCAACAAAUACAUCCAAAGACAGAGACUUUAUCAAUUCCUCACGGGGAUUAAUGACAGCCUAGACAAAGAAAGAAGGGAAAUUCUUAAUAGUGAACCGUUACCAAUGGUGGAGACAGCCUAUGCAUCAAUUAGAAGGGAGAUCACACGCCGGAAAAUUAUGAACGGCGUCUCAUCACCGGGGACUCGUCCCUUAGAGAUUGGAUCGGGAUUAGCCACGAGAAACAAACCUUUCCAAAGAAGCCGAGAAGAGGAUGACCGGAGGAAACUCCGAUGCAUUCACUGUGGUGGUUCCAGGCAUACAAAGGAGGGUUGCUUCAAACUUGUGGGGUACCCUGAGUGGUGGGACGAUCUACAGAAAAGGAGAGCCGCCACCAAGGCACCGGCAAGCCGGACCGGCGGCAAGGCUAACCUUGGUACUGCCGAUCAACCGACAUCAUGUCUGAAAUCAGGUGAACCAGAAGGAUGGAGCAAAGGGGAAGGAGAAGUGACCGUAACUACAGAACAGGAGGCCAACCAUGGUGAGAAACGGGAAUGGGAAGAGAAAGGAACAAUAGCCGUCAAGCAAGGGAAAGGGAAAGGGACGCCUAACCCUAAAUGUCCCACCACCCCCUUUUAUAACCAUCAAACCCUAAAUACUCCUCCCUCACAAUCUUCCGGCCCAAUUUCCAUCCCCAGGCCCAAUAACUCUUCUGGCCCACAAAACACCAAUUCCAAAGGGCUCCUUAGUCAUAACACAAAUUCUCAAUGGAUAUUUGACUGUGGGGCAACCGAUACGAUGACCUUCGACCACAGUGAUUUUUUAUCCACCCAUCCUACUAACCGAACCCAUAUCCGGAUGGCUAAUGGAGAUUGUGUACCGGUUGCCCACGCUGGAGCAGUCAAUAUCUCUCCCUCUCUUCAUCUUAAAAAUUGUUUACUCAUUCCCACUUUAUCUCAUAAAUUAUUGUCAGUUAGCCAGUUAACCAAGGACUUAAAUUGUACUGUGCUUUUAACUUCUGACAAUUAUUGUGAAACUUGUGUACUCGCUAAGAGCCAUAAACACUCUUAUUCUUCUAGUAAUACUCGUGCUCCCAAACCCUUUGAUGUAGUGCAUUCUGAUGUAUGGGGUCCAGCCCCACAUACUACCCCUCAUGGUUUUUCAUAUUUUGUGUUAUUUAUUGAUGAUUGCUCUCGGAUGUGCUGGGUUUAUUUUUUGAAACACAAAUAUGAGGUUUUUGAUGUCUUUGUCACAUAUUAUAACAUGAUCCUCACUCAGUUCCAUGUUAAACUUAAAAUCCUUCGCUCAGAUAAUGGUGGUGAAUAUAUCUCUCUUGCAAUGAAACAAUUUUUCUUGAUAAUGGUCUUAUUCAUCAAACAUCCUGCCCUGACACUCCACAACAAAAUGGGGUUGCUGAACGAAAAAACUGUACUCUUCUUGAGGUAG
Messenger RNA from Amaranthus tricolor (Joseph's coat), 1800 nucleotides. RefSeq lists its product as uncharacterized. Gene Ontology annotation, biological process: DNA integration. NCBI's taxonomy places the organism in Eukaryota, Viridiplantae, Streptophyta, Magnoliopsida, Caryophyllales, Amaranthaceae. The transcript is spliced from 2 exons. The record is from RefSeq and is a predicted model, not a curated record. Gene Ontology annotation, molecular function: nucleic acid binding. The coding region runs from base 1 to 1800 and encodes 599 amino acids.